AUGGAUGCACCAGCGCAGCGUCGACGCCGCCGGCCGGCUGUAUCAUGCACCCUAUGCCGGCAGCGCAAGAUACGUUGCAACAAAGAGACGCCAUGCAGCAACUGCGUCCGCUCCAAGACUGGGUCAUGUGUCUACAAUAACCCCGAAACGCCGCUGCCUCGCCGCAGCCAUGUCACCCCCCGCCCAGCUCCACGGAACCAUGUGGCGAGCUCCUCCCCGAGUGCCGGCAGCUCCAGUAUAGGCAUCGCCAACUCGGCGCCGACAAACGACGUGGAUGAGACAACAAGCGCGUCGUCCGUGGCGUGCGAUUCAGGCAUAGGCGGCAAGUCUGCCGCGAGACAGAGGCCACAGCCUCCAGUCGAGGGGCCAAAGAGCACGAUCCAGACGACAUCAACGCACAUCGGCGGCACGUUCCACAUAGAGGCCGACGACCGCGUGGCCAACAAGUCUCGCGGGUCUAGUCGCAACAUCAUCCACAAGACGCGAGUCUUCGGCCAGAGCCACUGGGUCAACGGCGUCUCGAUGGUCCUGCAGAUUCCACCGGUUCUGGAGUUAUACCUGCGGCAAGACACAAUGGACAUAUCGUCCAAGCUCCAGAGAUGCAAAGCUCUGGCCAGAAUGAUCAAGGCGCACCGCACACCGGCGUGGCCAAGGCCGCCGACGGCAGAGCUGCCGGCCAAGGAGGUGGCUGACGAGCUCAUCGACUGCUACUUGCGCACUUCGGAACGCGUGUACCGUGUCGUACACAUCCCGAGCUUCAGGCGAGACUACGACGCUCUAUGGACGCCGGGUGAGACGCGCAGCACGGCGUUCAUCGUCCAGCUCAAACUCAUCCUCGCCAUCGGAGCAACGACCUACGAUGAGGCUUUCUCCCUACGGGAGUUGGCCAUGCAGUGGGUUUAUGAGGCCCAGACGUGGCUAUCAGAGCCCGGACUCAAGUCGCAACUGAGCAUCAGAGCCCUACAGACCAGCGUGCUGCUCCUCCUCGCGCGGGAAAGCACCGGCGUAGGCGAGACUCUAGUCUGGACGGUGGCCGGGUCCUUGCUCCGAACUGCCAUUUACAUGGGCCUGCACCGCGACCCUGCGAAGCUCCCUGGCGUGUCACCCUUUGACGCGGAGAUGCGCCGCCGGUUGUGGAACACGAUUCUCGAGCUCGAGCUGCAGUCGAGCAUGGCCUCGGGCGGCCCUCCUCUGCUAUCGCUAGUGGACUUUGACACGCGGCCGCCGGCCAACAUGGACGACGAGCAGCUCGAGGCCGAGGAGCCUGUUGCGCAGCCAGACGACGAGCUGACGCAAACAUCAUUGGCGAUUGCGCUGCGCAGGACCUUUGCGGCACGCCUGGCGGUCCUCAAGUUUCUCAACGACGCGAGCUCGCCGGGCACCUACACUGAGGCUCUACGGCUCGACGCCGAGCUCCGGGAUGUAUACAAGACCCUACGCCGCACACUACGUGGGUACGACUUAGACAAUGCCUCGCCGAAUGUGAGCUUUGAGAGCAGAUACAUAGACAUCCUUCUGCUCCGCUACCUCUCGGCCAUACACACGCCAUUCUUCGGCCCCUCGCUGCACGAUGUCGCCGAGUACGCCUUUUCACGGCGUGUGGUAAUCGAUUCUGCUCUCAAGAUCUGGUCUGCCGCGUGUCUUUCCGAGACGACUGCGGCCACACGCUCUACGAGCCAGGCAGCGCCAUCGCCAGGCGGCCAAGACAUGGCGCGGUUCGUGACAAACGGGUCAGGCUUCUUCCGCACGACCGUCUUCCAAGCCGGCACCCUCGCGGCACUGGAGCUGCGCGCCCAGCUGCAGGAAGACGCGCCUGGGCCGACCCUCGUGCGCAGCGACCUGCUCGCCGCGCUGCGCGAGUGCAAGGCCUGGAGCCUGCGGUGCAUCGAGGUGGGCGAGACGAAUAUCAAGGGGUACCUGCUGGUGAGCCUCCUCGCCGCGCAGGUGAACUGCUACCUCGCGACGGGAGACGAAGCCGUCGCAGAGUGUGAUGUACCGAUGCGGCUCGUGGAGGCGGCGGCGGAGAUCGAGGACGAGUGCCUCGCCCUGCUGGAGGCGAUGGUGGCGCCGGGCGAGGCGGCGGCGCAUGGCGGGUGCGGUGUGCACGACGCCUCGUCGUCGGCGACGCCGUCGAUGGAUCUGAUGAGCGAGUGGGACUCUUUGAUGACGGACGAUCCGCUCCUGGGGAGUAACAGCGGCUUUCAGUUUGGCUGGAGUGUGUGA
Purpureocillium lilacinum is the source of this 2223-nucleotide messenger RNA. RefSeq lists its product as uncharacterized. Gene Ontology annotation, cellular component: nucleus. The record is from RefSeq and is a predicted model, not a curated record. Gene Ontology annotation, biological process: DNA-templated transcription; regulation of transcription by RNA polymerase II. Gene Ontology annotation, molecular function: DNA-binding transcription activator activity, RNA polymerase II-specific; RNA polymerase II cis-regulatory region sequence-specific DNA binding; zinc ion binding. Lineage: Eukaryota; Fungi; Ascomycota; Sordariomycetes; Hypocreales; Ophiocordycipitaceae.